AUGCUCAUGGAGUCGACAACGCGAGACCCGCUGCAUGUGACGAAGUCACGGCGAAAGAAACCACGCUUCCAGCGACGACUGGCGAGCCGGAAACCCCUUUCGGGCCGGUUAGUGCUUGACCACAGGCUGAAAGGUGACAUUGGAGUACUGUCCGAUGAUCUGGUUCUUGACCUAUUCCCCCAUGUGAAUCUAAGUGCUCCCGAGAUUGUCCCAGACAUACUCUAUGUUGCUGUAUCUCCGUGGAUACCGCGCUUGGCGGCGGUUGAAGACAUCUCUUGGACCAUUAUCCCCGUGCGUCGUCAGUCGAGCGACAAAAUGAAGAUCACCACCACCAUAUCCCACUCGACGGUGCACUUUCCAGUUUCUGGAAACUCGAUACAGUCCUUCCUUCAAUCUCUACAAGCCGUUGAUCCAUCGAGGAAUUCGCUACUUGCUCAUCGAGGCAUUGAGAUUCACAUCUUGGACGUCGUGCCGCUGCAUCUCGACACAGUCUAUGUAACGGUCGAAAAAAACUUGUUACGGGACCUCGAUGAGGUACAAAAGAGGUUCGGGGGUGGGUACAAUGGCGCAAACGGCUUAGGGGCCAAAGGGAAGGGGAAAGCUGCCGUGCCAGAACGACUGGCGAAAAAGAGCUCGGAGGAAACAUCUGCCGAGAGAGAAGAACGGCUCAUGGCUGCCGUUAGAGCAGCCCUCUCUACUCAGAAAGUCCUGCACGCGGGGGAUGUGAUACCACUUCCAUUACCGGCUCACCCAAUUACUCACAUCCCUCCCGCGCCAGCUAAGAUAUCGUUCUGCGAGCCUGUCUCGCAGGGCGUUCUUGUGCCGAGAACCAAGGUGGUUCUUGUUCAAACUCGGUCGCCGCAGCAAUCGCGGAUUGCCAAAGGCUUAGCCUCGCCGCGGUCCAAUUUCCUGCACCAAGUUACAGAGGACGACGCGGAAGACACAAACGAGCAAUUUUAUUCUGCGGCUGAGGACAAACCAAUAGAAAGCGGGACUGACAUCGAAAGUACAAGCCCACCGGAUGAAUCAGAUACAGAUGCAUCUGUUCAUAGUUCCAGUGAAAUGUCCGAUGAUUCAUUGGAUGAUAUGAUUUCACUCGCUGCUCCCGAGCUUCCCCAGCAACCUUCCGGGAUAGCGUCGGUCUUGUCAUCCGCAACCCCUCGAGCAGGUGGAAAGCGUUUCGACGUCCACACACCAGGAUCUGUCCUAUCUGGUUUUACAUCAGGAACUGCUCGUCAAGGCAGAUAUGGCGGCAAAGUUUUUCGUGCAGAGUGCCUCUUGGACAGAAUACCAAAUGAAGUCCUUCAUCCAAAACCUGCCGACGACGACGACACGGAGGCAUUCGUCUUUGUCGAUGUGCAUACACUUGUGAAAAUCGGCUGCUUCUCCGGAGACUGGGUUCGAAUUGAAGCUUCGGAAGAGCCCCAGCGCAAUAUGCUGGCGUCCUUGAAGUUUGGGAGCUUGAAUUCGCUGGGAGAGAUCGGAGAAUCUGAAUGCUGGAGGAUGGCUAAAGUUUACGGAAUCCCAGGACUGUCGCCCCCUAAGAUACGCUAUUCAAUGAAUCAUGACAGGCGGUCGAGCAUUUCGCACAUGCCGUCACACAGUCUCACCCCAACAGUCCUUGCACCCCCUAUUCUCCUUCACAACAUGCAAAACCCCAAAUAUCUGAAAUUGUCGCCGUUGCUAGCACACGGAUCGCACCAAACUCUCUCAAGGCCCGGUCCUAAUCAGCCGAAGCACAGAUCACCCCCUAUUGCAAAAGAAGUUACGUUGGUAAAAAUCUCAACGCCGCUGUCUAUGGAUAGAGCGCUACAACCCGCCCUUUUUGGGGCUUUGAAACGUCAUUUUGAAUCGAAACGGCGGUUGGUCAAAAGCGGUGAUAUUGUUGGCAUUAGCGUAGAUGAGGGGCUGGGAAAGACAAUUUUUUCAGCUACCAAGGCACCUGAAACCGGCAAUCAAGACGACGAGUUGACAUCUCAAUUGGGAUUUUCCUUUGACGACCCGGGUCGUACAUUGAGCGGAACUAAGAAGAUCGGAGUUGCUUGGUUUAGGGUUAGUCAUGUCACCGCCCCAGCCAGCGAAAAUGAGGAUCUUUUAGAGCAAGAGCAAUGGGGCGGCGUAGCGGCCAUCGAUUGUUUGAACACUAGGAUGGUUCAGGCUGGAAGUGAGAUAAGCACUGUGCCAAAAACCCAUGACAAUUCUUGGGAGUACUGGCUAGGUGUGAAAUCCCUUCCACGUUCGACUAUUGGACAGGGCACGCGUCUGGCCCUAACCGAGCCUCCCAAGCAAUAUACUUCGCAAACGCAAAGGCGAGUACGAGAAUUGAUAGCUGCAGCUACAAGUCCAAGGGCGAUCCAGCUUGGUAUGAAGCCAGUGGUCAUACUUUUGACUUCUACGCAACGUGGUAUUGGAAAAUCCACAAUUGCUCGCAGUGCUUGUGCAGAUAUCGGCCUUCACACAUUCGCCAUUGAUGCUUAUGAUAUCCUCGCCGAAGGCGGAGCGAACGGUGGGGAUGUAAAAACGGAAGCAUAUCUAAAAGCAAGGGCAGACCGAGCCUUUGCGUGCGGCGCAGACUGUACGGUACUUCUCAUUAAACAUAUUGAAGUGUUGACGGCGGAUAGAAUGGUCACAGCUAUGAAAGAUAUUGUUACGGAUGCCAGGGCGAUCAUUGCAACAACUACGGACGUGGAAAAAGUUCCUGAGGGAAUCCGAAGCCUGUUUACGCAUGAAUUGGAACUGACCGCUCCGGAAGAAAAGGAAAGAGAAGGCAUUCUCCGUAACGCUGUUGCGGAUCUAGGUGUCAGGCUCUCCCCGGACGUGGAUCUUUCAUCGGUUGCGGUAAAGACUGCUGCGCUCGUUGCGGGUGAUUUAGUGGACGUGGUUGAAAGAGCCGUUACUACACGGGCACUCCGACUGGAAAAACUUGCUGAAAGUGCUACAAAUAGCUCCAGGGAGGCGAAGCCCACCGUGAUGGACGUCUAUAUUUCCGGAGGAGACGCGGCACAAUGUGUCGUAAAAGCUGAUUUUGAAGCUGCCGUCGAUGCGGCACGCAAGAAUUUUGCUGACUCUAUCGGUGCUCCCAAGAUUCCCAAUGUUACAUGGGAUGAUGUCGGUGGUCUGACAAACGUGAAGGAUGCUGUAAUGGAGACUAUCCAAUUGCCUUUGGAACGACCGGAGCUCUUCGCAAAGGGUAUGAAGAAACGAAGCGGUAUACUAUUUUAUGGCCCACCCGGAACCGGAAAGACUUUGCUUGCCAAAGCCAUUGCUACUGAAUUCUCGCUCAAUUUCUUCUCUGUUAAGGGACCGGAGUUGCUUAACAUGUACAUUGGGGAGUCAGAAGCGAACGUGCGGCGUGUGUUUCAGCGUGCGAGAGACGCAAGGCCCUGCGUCGUUUUCUUUGAUGAACUGGAUUCAGUUGCACCCAAACGUGGCAACCAGGGUGACAGUGGCGGUGUCAUGGAUCGUAUUGUCAGCCAGCUUCUCGCCGAACUUGACGGAAUGAGUGGUGGAGACGAAAAUGGAGGUGGUGUUUUCGUUAUUGGUGCCACUAACCGACCAGAUCUCUUAGAUGCUGCACUGCUUCGACCGGGUCGAUUUGACAAAAUGCUGUACCUUGGCGUCUCAGACACCCAUGCGAAGCAAACUACGAUUCUAGAAGCUCUUACUCGAAAGUUCAAUCUAGAUCCCAAUGUUUCGCUAGAAAGCAUUGCUGGAAAACUCCCAUUCACGUAUACUGGAGCCGAUUUGUACGCACUGUGCUCCGACGCCAUGCUCAAAGCCAUUACACGCCAAGCUUCAGCUGUCGAUGAAAAGAUAAACGCACUUCCCGGAGGCCCAGUUAGCACCGCAUACUACUUCGACCACCUCGCCACUCCGGAUGAUGUUGCGGUUAUGGUCACCGAGGAAGAUUUCAUGGCAGCACAACGAGAAUUGAUUCCAAGUGUCAGUGCGAAGGAACUCGAACACUUUGAACGCGUACGUCGUACGUUCGAAUCCGUAGACACCGCGAAAAAAUCCGAUAAGCAACGAGGGAAACUCGCUUUGGCGAAUGGAUCAGCGUUGCAUCUCAACGGUGCCACUAUCGCGUCACAUGAGCGACGUGAAGAUGGGGCACUUGAAGGCGACGAGGAUGAAUAUAUUGUCCGUACUGAUCACCUAAAACCGACGGAAGAAGACUAUUUCCCCUCCUCGGACGAUUGA
This is a messenger RNA of Uncinocarpus reesii 1704, 4200 nucleotides long. Its product is annotated as peroxisomal biogenesis factor 6. The record is from RefSeq and is a predicted model, not a curated record. Gene Ontology annotation, biological process: protein import into peroxisome matrix. Lineage: Eukaryota; Fungi; Ascomycota; Eurotiomycetes; Onygenales; Onygenaceae. The coding region runs from base 1 to 4200 and encodes 1399 amino acids. Gene Ontology annotation, molecular function: ATP binding; ATP hydrolysis activity. Gene Ontology annotation, cellular component: peroxisomal membrane; cytosol. The transcript has 3 exons.